This is a messenger RNA of Microsporum canis CBS 113480, 2079 nucleotides long. Its product is annotated as potassium transport protein 1. The coding region runs from base 1 to 2079 and encodes 692 amino acids. Lineage: Eukaryota; Fungi; Ascomycota; Eurotiomycetes; Onygenales; Arthrodermataceae. Gene Ontology annotation, biological process: intracellular potassium ion homeostasis; potassium ion import across plasma membrane. Gene Ontology annotation, cellular component: plasma membrane. The transcript has 12 exons. Gene Ontology annotation, molecular function: high-affinity potassium ion transmembrane transporter activity. The record is from RefSeq and is a predicted model, not a curated record.
AUGUUUUCAUCAGGAGUGUGGCCGCGUUUAUCGAGGCCGUCGUUUAUUUUGGUGCAUUAUGUCUAUAUCGUGGCACUCUGCCUCGUCGGGAUGGUGAUGAUAUAUCCCCUGAAGAAUAUGAGUGCGAUCGAUGCAUUGUUCCAGGCCGUGGGAGCUGCUACGAUGACGGGCCUGAAUUCGGUCGACUUUAAAGGAUUAACGAUAUAUCAGCAGGUGGUGCUCUAUAUCAGUCCUCUGCUGGGCAAUAUUUGUUUCAUCAACUUCAUCGUUGUCCUGGUGCGAUUGUACUGGUUCGAGUCCAAAUUCAAAGAAAUUGUGAGAUUUUCUCGUUUGCCGUCUACUGAAAGAUCUCAUCACGUCGAAAGCGGCCUGAGAGGCCACAGGGUCGUUGGAUUAUCUACAGCUCCGGAUUUACCUAUCAAACCAUCUGAAGAGACAGAAACCAAAGAUGGAGAAGGGCUGAAGCAAAGAACUUCACAUGUUCCCGAGGAGGAGGGACGGGAAGACUCCAAACCGACUGUUGUUGAAAAACAGCUUCCAACUACCGGGACUGGACACGUUUCGUUCUCAACGGAUACUUUCAGGCCGAGAGAGAAAGCACUUAGGAUCCCUGGUCCGAGAGAGUUUGAAGCCGGCCAUAGAGCACACGAAGUUGAUGAAGAAGCUGAUGGCGAUGAACUCACCAAAGCAACGUCAAUCGAUCCAUCUCUCGUGGGUGCCCCAAGCCUACGUGAAAGAGGAAAGCUGGAAAGAAUUCUAUCCCACGCAACGUCUGUGGAACAAGCUGCUUCAUCAGCCUUCGUAUUGGGGAGUGCAUCGCGCCCUAGGUCCCGCUCGAGAUCCAUCUCACGCUCUCUAAGACCUCUUAGCAGGACUGGCUCCCGUGGAUCCCAGGUCCCGUAUUUAUCAUAUACUCCUACCAUAGGCAGGAAUUCUCAAUUUCUAAACCUAACGGAGGAACAGAGGAUAGAGCUGGGAGGUAUCGAGUAUCGAAGUUUGAAGCUGCUAGCUAAGAUAGUCGGUGGCUACUAUUUUGGGUUUCUGCUGCUUGGAUCUAUUCUGCUCAUUAUCUGGAUUUAUGCUGCGAACCCGGUUCAUAGACAAUAUCUUGCGGAGAACGGAAUACACCCGGUCUGGUGUCUCACGCCAGAUUCCAUGGUCAACUUCCGCUCCAACACAUUCCCCAUGCUCUUCAUGACCUUUCUGAUCCUCGUCGGCAACACUGCUUACCCUUGCAUGCUGCGUUUCAUCAUCUGGUGCAUGUUCCGCCUCUCUCCCAAAGCUUCAGCCAUUCAUGAACCUCUUAACUUCCUCCUUGACCACCCUAGGCGAUGUUACACGCUUCUAUUCCCCAGCAGAACAACGUGGGUGCUCUUGGGAACGCUGGUGUCACUGAACGGACUGGAUAUCAUGCUUUUUAUGAUUUUGGACUUGCGGAACCCCGAAGUUACGGCAAUAGAUACGGUAUGGCAUCGAUUAUGCGCGGCAUCUUUUCAAUCUACUGCGUCAAGGACGGCUGGUGCUACAUCUUUUGCUUUGUCGAAGAUUCAUCCUGCAGUGCAGUUUAGUUUGAUGGUGAUGAUGUAUAUCUCUGUAUUCCCGGUUGCUAUGAGCAUGAGAAAGACGAAUACAUACGAAGAGUCGUCACUAGGCCUGUACGACUCGGAAGAAGAAGUCGAUGAAACAACUGAUUCCUCAUCGUAUCUGGGCCAGCACAUCAGGAAACAACUGGCUUUUGACCUCUGGUACAUCUUCCUAGGCGUCUUUCUCAUCACUAUAGCCGAGGGGGCUAAAAUUGCAGACCUGAAUGACCCAGCGUUCCAAAUAUUCGCCAUCUUCUUCGAAGUCGUUUCUGCUUAUGGCAAUGUGGGCCUCUCUCUAGGCCACCCAACUAUAAACGCUGGACUGUCGGGUAAAUUUACUACCGUCAGUAAGCUGGUGAUGUGUGCCAUGAUGGUGCGUGGUCGACAUCGUGGUUUGCCGUAUGAGCUUGACAGGGCGAUUGUCCUGCCUGGAGAAAGGCGCAGGAAAGAAGAGCAGGCUCGGGCAGAAGGUCUAGUUGCGUCAGUAAAAGAAUAG